CCUGGGGGCGAUCAGAGCUGGAUUGGGUUUUGGAUUCCUCCCCUGCAGGUCGGAUCAAGUACUCGGAGCGCGUGUACGACGCGUGCAUGGACACCUUCGACUGUCUUCCCCUGGCUGCCCUCCUCAACCAGCAGUUCCUGUGUGUCCACGGGGGCCUGUCUCCAGAAAUCACCUGUCUAGAUGACAUUAGGAAAGUAAGUCAGCUCCAGGAGCUUUUCCCUCCUCUGCCAGCUCUGUUUGGGGCUGGAAAGGAACUCGAUGCUGGGCAGCAUUUGGGCUGGGCCAGGCCAGGUUUAAGUCGUGCUCUGUUUUUGUUCUGCAGGUACCGAAUGUACAGGAAGAGCCAGACCACGGGCUUUCCCUCGUUAAUCACAAUCUUCUCUGCACCAAAUUACUUAGAUGUCUAUAACAACAAGGCUGCUGUACUGAAAUAUGAAAACAACGUCAUGAACAUCAGGCAGUUCAACUGUUCCCCUCACCCCUACUGGCUUCCAAACUUCAUGGAUGUCUUCACAUGGUCCUUGCCUUUCGUAGGGGAAAAGGUCACCGAGAUGCUGGUGAACAUCCUCAACAUCUGCUCCGACGACGAGCUGAUUUCGGACGGCGACGAGACGUUGGAAGGUGGGACAACGGUGCGGAAGGAGAUCAUCAGGAAUAAGAUCAGAGCCAUUGGGAAGAUGGCACGGGUCUUCUCAGUCCUUCGGGAGGAGAGCGAGAGCGUGCUGACCCUCAAAGGCCUGACCCCCACAGGUACCCUGCCCCUGGGAGUGCUCUCGGGGGGGAGGCAGACCCUGCAGACCGGUGAGUAUCCCUGCCCCUGCACUCCCCCUGCCCCAAAUCCCCUGGAGCAGCUCCCACGGGCGGCCUGGGGGCUGCCAGGGGACCCCAGCCAGGCUUCAGGCCCGUGGGGAGGAAGGAUUCCCAAGCAGGAGCAAGCAGAGGUGUAGGUGGGGGUGUGGAGAGAUGCCGAGAUGUCCCCGUGUACCCUCGAGGAAGAAAACCAGCAGCACCCCGCCUAAAGCAUGUUUGGCGCUUAAUCGUUUGUUCCUGCAACAAGUUUUUAUCCUUUAUUUCCCUUCUAACGCUGCAUGGUGCACAUCCUCUGCCUCAGCUCGCUGUGCUGCUGCUGUGUGACAGCCUCUGUGUGAAUGUGACAGUGACACGGCCUCUGUGUGAAUGUGACAGUGACACAGCUGCUUGUUUGUUCUUCGUUCAACCAGACCCCUCCCGGUCUGCCCCUGUCAAGCCAUGAAUCCCAAAAAAGGAACGAGGUUGCUCCAGGGCUGGGUGGUUCAGAACAAUCUCCUCUCGGGUUUUGAGGUAGUUGUGGAGGUUUCUUCUCAAAUUCACUGCCUCCCUCAGCAGCUCAGGGAGCAGCAAAGAGCGAAGGAUCUGAUUCUUCCCACUCCCAGGGAGAGUGGGAAUGAGCUAUCCCAGAGGGAAUCCUGUAAUCCAGUGUUUAAAUCCUCCCCUGCCAUCGGCCUUUGAAGCCUGGCACCUCCCCAGCUUCCCCCUUCCCAUGGACACGGGGAUUUCCUGCAGCUCUCCCCAGGUCUGGGCUGAGGAUUGCCUGGAUUAAAUAGUUCACGAGUCAGAAACGUGGAAAUACCACUGCCUGCUCCCGGGGAGGAUGCAGCAUCGCUCCCAAGCUCACGGAUUUCUCUGCCCACAGAGGAGGAUGGGGAUUUUUUCCCUGUUUUUAUAGAAACCAUCACAGCCCCGUCGCCCCAGUUCUGGGAGCAGAGCCUGAGUGGGAAGGUGGCUGUUGCAGCAGCUCUGUCCCUGUAUCCCGACAGCACAGGGUCAUGCAGUGACGUUCUCCAGCACCUCCGCCUCUCAGGGGGUUCUCUCAGGGGUGCCAGGGAUCUCCCCUCCCCCAAAAUAAGCCUCUCCCCAGGACAGAACAAACAAGCUGGGCCUUUGCUGCUGCCUUACCCGCCCUGCCCGCCGCCUGCAGGCUCCCCCCGCUGCCCUCGGCAACUCCCGGCUUCUCCUGCCCUCCUCACCCCCUUUCCCUGUCCU
Molecule: messenger RNA, 2022 nt
Organism: Lonchura striata (white-rumped munia)
Lineage: Eukaryota; Metazoa; Chordata; Aves; Passeriformes; Estrildidae
Source: RefSeq, a predicted model, not a curated record